ACCCAGGAGGUGGAGGCUGCAGUGAGCUGAGAUCAUGCCACUGCACUCCAGCCUGGGCAACAGAGCGAGAGGCUAUCUCCCGAGCUCAAAGGAUCCUUCCUUUGGCCUUCCAAGGUGCUGGGUUUAUAGGUGUGAGCACUGUGCUCGGCCCACACGUGGGUUCCUAUAGAUCCCACUUUACAGGCAGGGACACUGAGGCACGCGGAGCCGGGAUACAGACCCAGCAAGUGCCGGCUCCUCUUCUGGGUGGCCCAGCCCAUCUCUGACACCCACACUUACCCAGGCCUGGUGGCUGCGUCAUGGACAUGGGGGCAAGGCAGCUGUCUGGGUGGGCAGAGGCAGGAGCUGAGGCAGGGAUAUGGGCAUCCUUUUGGGUACAUCUAGUCCUAGAGCUGAUCCAGGGGCCAAAUGUGCAGCCAAGGCCAGGUCAACCCCAGCACUGCCCUGUGGGUGGGGGUAGCAGGGAGCCAACAGUCCAGGCCCUACAUCCUGUUCUAAUAGAGUGACAAGUCUGAUGAGGCUGGGGGUGUACAGGCACUGAGAAGGCAGCAGGAGGACAAGGAGCCAAACAUACGGGGUGGCAGGGGAACCCAGGGAGCCGGAUACACGGUGGGGGGAGUCCUGGGAGUUGGACACAUGGGGCAGGUGGGGGGUCCAGGGACCUAGACACGGGGAGUGGGGAGGGGAGUCCAGGGGGCUAGAUACACAGCAUGUGGGGUGGGUCCAGGGGGCUAGACACACAGGGUGGGGGGUGGGUCCAGGGAGCCGGACACACACCUGGGGUGGGGAGGGAGCAUCCAGGGAACCAGGUCUAGGCAGAGGCAACUGGCGCAAAGGCCCCGAGGCAGAAGAGGGUUUGGUGUGUGAGACGGGACUGAGGACAGUGGGUGAGGGGCAGCCCCACCGGGACGCGUGGGUCCAGGAGGACGGGCUGUAGGGUGUCUGGGCUGCAGGCACGGCAGGGAUUGGAGUGACCCAGUGUAACAAUGUGGGUGGGGGAUGACACCAGACCCCUGGCUUAUUGCCCCACCAGGGGAAUUCCCAGACACCAGACACCCCCUCCACUCCCACGCAGAAGUGCGGGCUGAGCGUUCGGGUGAACCAGGCUGCUCUGUCCCGGGGCCGGGCUCCGUUCAUUGAUCCGCAGAUGGAUAAAAACAGGUCUGGAAAACUCACACUGUUUUUCCUCUACUCUCACACCACAAGAAUCAUCAGCACAGAGGAAGACUUCUGUGACCAAAUGUGGCGGGAGAGGGAGUUUGUCACCAGCAUGUGAGCAGUCAGCUCUGCAGCAGACUCGGCUGGGUGUCCUUCAGUUCAGUUCCACCAUCGCCUGCCUGGAGAGAGGUCAGACCACAGGCGGCCACCAUGCUGCCACUGGACUCAGAGCCGGCCCUGAAUGAGCUGCUGCUUCGCAAGGAGGAGGAGUGGAGGGCGUUGCAGGCCCACCGCAGCCAGCUGCAGGAGGCGGCUCUGCAGGACACACGGAGCCAGCUGGAGGAGGCGCAGGGGAAACUGCGGUGCCUGCAGGAGGACUUUGUCUACAACCUUCAGGUGCUGGAGGAGCGGGACCUCGAGCUGGAGCAUUAUGAAGCUGCCUUCGCCCGGGCCAGGGAGUGGGAGGAGGCCAGGCGGGCAGAGGUGAGCGAGCUCAAGAUAGAGGCAGCUAAGCUGAGGCAGGUGCUAGCCAGAGAGGCCAGGAAGGUGGAGGAGCUGCAGCAGCAGCAGCAGCUGGUGUGGCAGGAGCAUCGCCUGGAGCUGGAGCGCAUCCACAGUGACAAGAAUGGUGAGAUCGACCACCACCGGGAACAAUAUGAAAAUCUAAAAUGCAGGCUGGAGAGAAAACUUGAGGAGCUCGAUGGUGAGCUUGCUCUGCAGAGACAGGAACUGCUGCUGGAGUUUGAAUUGAAAAUGCAGAAGAGGGAGCACGAAUUCCGUCUGCAGACUGACAACAUGAGCAACACAGCCUUGUCCCAGGAGCUCAAGGUUAAACUACUGCACAAAGAGCUGGAGGCUCUGAAGGAAGCCGGGGCAAAGGCUGCAGAGAGUCUGCAGAGGGCAGAGGCCACCAACGCCGAGCUGGAGAGGAAGCUCCAGAGUCGAGCCGCGGAGCUCCGGGACCUGGAGGCCAUGAACUGCGCCCGGGUAAAGGACUUAGAGGAUAAACUUCACUCUGUGCAGCUAACCAGGAAGAAGGAAGAGGAAACAUUUAAGAGGAAGCAUGAGGAGCUCGACCGUCUGGCCAGGGAGAAGGACGCGGUGCUGGUGGCGGUGAAGGGAGCCCACGUGGAGCAGCUGCGGGAGCUGCAGGCCAGCGUUCUGGAGCUGCAGGCCCACUGCGAGACCCUGGAGGCACAGCUCCGCAGGGCAGAGUGGAGGCAGGCCGACACGGCCAAGGAGAAGGAUGCUGCCAUUGACCGACUUCGUGAAGAUGCGUCAACUGUGAAAUCUGCCUGGGAUGCUCAGAUUGCUCAACUGUCUAAGGAGAUGGUCUCCAAAGACCUUCAGAUUCAGACGCUGCGGGAAGAAGAGGUGAAGCUCAGGGCACAGGUGGCCCGAUCCCAGCAGGACAUUGAAAGGUACAAGCAACAGCUGUCCCUGGCGGUGGAAAGGGAGCGGAGCCUGGAGCGUGAUCAGGUGCAGCUGGGCCUGGACUGGCAGCGCCGCUGUGACGACAUUGAAAGGGACCAGAUCCAAAAGUCAGAGGCCCUGAUUCAGGGUCUGACCACGGCAAAAAGUCAGGUUGCUGCCAAGCUGCAGGAGACAGAGCGGGCGCUACGGGAGCAGGAGGUGGUGCUGAAGGCCGUGACUCUGGAACGAGACCAGGCCGUGCAGGCCCUGAGGAUGCAUGGGCUCCCCGGACCAGGGGCGCAGAUGCUCCUCGGGCAGCAUGAAGAAGAAAUAAGUAAAGACUUUCCAUCCAGUGAGAUCCAGCAGCUCCGAGAGCAGAACACGAGCUUGCGAAGCGCGAUCGCCCAGAUGAGGAAAGAAAUGGAGGCUCUAAGCCAUCAGAUUCCUCCUCCCGCCCAGACAGCAGCAGAGAGCACAGAUGCAAACCAGCCUGACCCAAAGGCUGGGGGAGACACCGCCACUCCUGAUUAUGUUCUGGCCCUUGAAGCAGAAAUACGAACUCUAAAGCAUAAGUUUAAAACUCUGGAAGAGCAUCUAGAAGAUGUGCUGGAUCCUUUAAAGAUGUCCUCACCUCGUGCUGAGUCUCAGCCCAGUGUCCGCACCUCGACAGAGACGACUGGAGGGUCUGUCCAAGCUGGCCCAGUGUCCUCCGGACUGGCACUCAGGAAGCUCGGGGACAGAGUGCAGCUCCUAAACCUGCUGGUGACACGACUCAGACAGAAGGUGCUGCGGGAACCCCUGGAGCCGGCAGCUUUCCAGCGUGAGCUUCCCCCUGGAGUGGACCAGGUACACCUGGAGGUUUUGGAGCUGCGGAAACAGGUGGCUGAGCUGGGGAAGCAUCUCAGGAUAGCCCACCACGGGGGAGCAGAGCCUUCAGUCCAGAAGCAGCCCCCAGCCUUGGACGCCGUGACCCUAGGGAGAGAGGGCCUCGCCAAGGGAGAGCCUGUGGAGGCCGAGGACCAGGGGGAGCUUUUCCUGCACCUCCGGCCGGUGGCACGCGCCCCCCAGACCUUAUCUAUGCACCAACUCCAGAGGAAGCUGAAGGAGGCAGCCAGAAAAAUCCUCAGCCUCUGCCUGGAGAAGGAGCAGCUCAUCGAGAUGGGGAACAGGCUCCGUGCGGAGCUGGGCAGGCCUGAAGGGCGGCCGCCGCACCAUGCCCUCCCUCCUGCCCCCGAGGCCCGGAAGCCAGGCGAGGAGCCCAGGAGGCCUUUGGAUCGCAGCCCACCUUUGAGACAGGUGCAGCCCCAUUUUACAGCUCAGGACGCCAAGAGUGCCGAGGAGGAGUGUCCUUCUGGACCCUUGGGAAAGCACCGGCCCCGCCCAGCACAGGUGGGCAGCAGAUUUGAUGCCCUGCGAGGCCCGAAGACACAACGCAGCAUCCACACAGUGACCUGUAAAUCACCUCGGCAGAAAGAAGGCAGGUCCCCAAAGCCACCCCAGGCUCCCAAGCGCCCUGAGGAGCAUGGCCGCCAAUCCCACAGCUCCUCCUCCCUUGCCAGUGGCGCCCUCCAGGACACUUGGAGGUUGCUAGACCUGGGAUCCAGCCCUUCUGGCCUCACCUCCCAGGGUGACUCAACUCCAGAGCUCCCGGCUCCUCCAGCAGUCGAUAGGAGCCCCGUCAAGAUGCAGGCAGGCAUUGCCACCCCAGGGAUGAAGACGGCAGCCCAGGCAAAGGCCAAGCCCACAGGAGCCUCCCGGUCUCAUCCCGCAAAAGUUAAAGACUGCCAGAGGCCCCCCAAGAUCCGUAACUACAACAUUAAGGACUGACUUCCUCCCCCCGCCCCGCCCCACCCCCCUCGGGGCUUCCGCAUGGUGCCUGCGCUUUCACCUCCGUGGUGGGGGUGUGUGGGCGCAGCGUGCAGGGUGGAGGCAGGGAGCUGCAGGACAGGCUCCCAAGUGCUGAGGCGACCCUGCUGACCGAAGGCCUCCCUGAGCGCCGGGCCCAUUAAAACCAGGUUCUUCCCUGGGGCGUCUGCUUGGCCA
Cercocebus atys (sooty mangabey) is the source of this 4614-nucleotide messenger RNA. It is a transcript of the gene CCDC57, whose product is annotated as coiled-coil domain containing 57. Lineage: Eukaryota; Metazoa; Chordata; Mammalia; Primates; Cercopithecidae. The coding region runs from base 1369 to 4398 and encodes 1009 amino acids. The transcript has 20 exons. The record is from RefSeq and is a predicted model, not a curated record.